GUAACUGUCAGUCCUAUGCUGUCAGUCAUUUGACAGUUAAAGUGUCUUAAUCCUACCUUUUGUGAAAUUAUUUUCUGAAACUAGUGAAAAAAUACUAAUUUUAAUAACCAUGGGGAACGAAAGUUCUUUACCCAUGGAAUUAUGCUCUAAUUUUGAUGCUGACGAGAUACGACGUCUGGGAAAGAGAUUUAGGAAACUUGACUUGGAUAAUUCUGGAGCUUUAAGUAUAGAUGAGUUUAUGUCUCUCCCAGAACUGCAACAAAAUCCACUUGUUCAGCGUGUGAUUGAUAUAUUUGAUGCUGAUGGAAAUGGCGAAGUUGACUUUAAAGAAUUUAUACAAGGUGUCUCACAGUUCAGUGUUAAAGGGGAUAAAUUGUCGAAGCUAAGAUUUGCAUUCAGAAUUUAUGACAUGGAUAAUGAUGGAUAUAUUUCAAAUGGAGAGCUGUUUCAGGUUCUCAAAAUGAUGGUCGGCAACAAUUUAAAGGAUACUCAGUUACAACAAAUUGUUGACAAAACAAUUUUGUUUGCUGACAAAGAUGAGGAUGGUAAAAUAUCAUUUGAGGAAUUCUGCAAUGUUGUUGGGAAUACUGACAUUCAUAAAAAGAUGGUUGUAGAUGUUUAAUUUAACUAAAUUCAACAAAAAAAUGUCCAAUUUUGGUUGGUCACACAAAAAACACGUGCUUUUAAUUUUUUAAUUAUAUAUGAACCCGUUUUUUUUUUUAUUAAUCUAAAUGCAAAUCAUAGUUACUGCUAUUCACUGUUUAAGAAACAAUCACUUUUCUCUUUUGUUUAGUGUAUUCAUAGAGAUAUAAGAAUAAAGCAUUCAAGCUACAUGUUAACAAAUAACACUACAGAUUUAUGAGGAGAGAAUGAAUCGGGCUAAAAUGUCUUAAUCUCUGCUGAAACCGAUUCGUAUGUCGUCUUUUGGGCUGAAAUAAUUUUUUCAGCUUGGUUGACUGCUUUGUUCUUUUGUCCUUAUGGAUAUGUUUGAUUAAAAAAAGAAACAUUUAUUGUUAGGCUAAGAGUAGCAACAUGAUAUUUUUAAUUUAUUUAACCCUUCAGGUGUAUGCUUUAUACAUAAUUGAUAAUUUAAAUGAUAUUAAUGGCUUUUCAAAAAUCAUAUUCGACUUAAUAUUGUAUCUGUAUUCAUUAAGUUUAAUGAUGCUUCACAUUUUAAGCAUAAAACCUGCUUGUUGUUCACAGCAGUUCGUUUUAUAUGGAAUUUAACAAAAUAAUGUAGCAGAGUUGUAAUUUAUAUUUCAUCUGAAUGUUAUGUGUAUAAUACUAAAAGAAAAAAACUUAAAAACGUACCUAUUAACUAUGUGUUUGACUUCUAGUAGUGUUAAAACUUGCAUUGUAUUUAAUAAGCAAAAUUGCACUUAUUUCAGUAGAUUGUCACUGAUAAAUUGGUACAUCACUCUCUAGAUCUCCAGUUGGUCGAGUUUUAGUGCACGACUCGUUCAACUUUCGAUCUGAAUUUAUCGGGCAAAAUCUUAUAUUACAGUAACUUCAUAAAAUUUCAUCAUUUUCUUUUUGAAAUGUGUAUGCUUUUAAUGUUAUGUAAAACUUAAAAACUAUACACAUUUCCUUUUCCUUUCGAAGUGGGUGAAAUUUUACCUGUUGUUUUAAAAUUCGCUGACUGUUCCUCUAGUGUGCGAAGAAGAACUGAACCGAAUUUUAAUAAAUUUGAAUUAAGAUUUAGCCC
Messenger RNA from Agrilus planipennis (emerald ash borer), 1705 nucleotides. Its product is annotated as calcineurin subunit B type 2. Lineage: Eukaryota; Metazoa; Arthropoda; Insecta; Coleoptera; Buprestidae. Bases 110 to 622 code for a protein of 170 amino acids. The transcript is spliced from 5 exons. The record is from RefSeq and is a predicted model, not a curated record. Gene Ontology annotation, molecular function: calcium ion binding; calcium-dependent protein serine/threonine phosphatase regulator activity.